GCCCGGCAACGUGCCUGAAGGACCCCAACGGGCCCCGCGGGCUAACUAGCUCAGUGCCUGCUGGUCUAGAGCGUUGCCGGGAGGACCUCGUUCCCGGGAGGAUCAGGAGUGAGAUGACCUCCAUCUUGCGAAGUCCUCAGGCUCUCCAGCUCACACUAGCCCUGAUCAAGCCUGAUGCAGUUGCCCACCCACUGAUUCUGGAGGCUGUUCAUCAGCAGAUUCUGAGCAACAAGUUCCUCAUUGUACGGAUGAGAGAGCUGCAAUGGAAAAGAGAAGACUGCCGGAGGUUUUACCGAGAGCAUGAAGGUGGUCAAAUCCCUUCUUUUAUUCUCAGUGGUCCAAUCAGAGCCUACAUCCUUGCCCACAAAGAUGCCAUCCAGCUUUGGAGAACACUGAUGGGACCCACCAGAGUAUUUCGAGCACGCCACAUGGCCCCAGAUUCAAUUCGUGGGAGUUUGGGCCUCACUGACACACGAAACACUACCCAUGGUUCAGACUCUGUGGUUUCCGCCAGCAGAGAGAUUGCAGCUUUCUUCCCUGACUUCAGUGAACAGCGCUGGUAUGAAGAGGAGGAACCGCAGCUGCGCCGUGGUCCUGUGCGCUACAGUCCAGAGGAGGGCAUCCACUGUGCAGCUGAAACAGGAGGCCCAAAACCAGCCUAGUAAAAUCCUGUCAGUCUCUGAUGGGGAUUCAUGGGCUGAAGGCACUGUCUCUGCCGGACCCCAUCACCUGCCCAAAGACCUAGCACAUCACUGCCCAGCUGCUGUAAUCUAGCUCUAUCUACCUCUUCUAUGGAAUAUUCAUGGGUAUUAAGGAAGGAUGGUGACUCCUCUUUUUAUGUGCGUUGGGGGCGGGAGGGCAGUUGAGACAGGUUUCUCUGUGUAACAGCUCUGGCCGUCCCAGAACUUGCUUUGUGACCAGGCUGGCCUUGAACUCACAGAGAUUUGCCUGCCUCUGCCUCCCAAAUGCUAGGAUUAAAGGCAUGUGCCACUACCGCCCAGCUGGUGACUUCUCUUUUUGCAAAGAAAUGUCAUCCUUCCUCCUGAAGGAGCCGGCCUGUGGACUAGCCAGGAAAAUGCAGUGACUGUGUAACUAACAUUUGAUCUGGCCAUCUGGCUUCUUUAAUAAACUCUGUGUUACUGAA
Molecule: messenger RNA, 1144 nt
Organism: Peromyscus eremicus (cactus mouse)
Lineage: Eukaryota; Metazoa; Chordata; Mammalia; Rodentia; Cricetidae
Gene: Nme6
Product: NME/NM23 nucleoside diphosphate kinase 6
Exons: 5
Coding region: 114-662 (182 amino acids)
Biological process (GO): CTP biosynthetic process; GTP biosynthetic process; UTP biosynthetic process
Molecular function (GO): nucleoside diphosphate kinase activity
Source: RefSeq, a predicted model, not a curated record